Molecule: messenger RNA, 576 nt
Organism: Limulus polyphemus (Atlantic horseshoe crab)
Lineage: Eukaryota; Metazoa; Arthropoda; Merostomata; Xiphosura; Limulidae
Product: ES1 protein homolog, mitochondrial-like
Exons: 3
Coding region: 16-354 (112 amino acids)
Cellular component (GO): mitochondrion
Source: RefSeq, a predicted model, not a curated record
AAGUUCUGAAUAGUUAUGUUGUUGCAUAUUUUAUUCAUUCAGACUUUCUUCUCCUACAGCUUUUGUUGUAUUGCUCCAGUUUUGGCUGCUAGAGUUUUAGGGAAGGUUGAACUUACACUCGGUCAAGAUAAAGAUGAUGGAACAGGAAAGUGGCCUUAUUUUGGUGCUACAGAAGCUGUGAAGUCAUGGGGGUCUGUUCAUCAUAAUAAGAAUGUUGAUGAGGUGGUUGUUGACAAGCGCAACCUGAUCGUUACUACUCCAGCGUUCAUGUAUGAUACCCCACUUUUUCAUCAGAUUUAUGAUGGGAUCGGUGAAAUGAUUAAAUCUCUGCUUGGACUAAUUGGAAAGAAAUGAGAUUGAAGGACAAAGAGUUUUAUAAAAUAAAUAAAUAACGAAAAAAAUUUCUAGGUUCAUUUACUGCUCGAUCAUGGUUGUUAAGUAAGCAGAAAAAUAAUUUUUGAAGACAAAUAGUGUUAAAUAUUGCUCAUAGAUGUCGGUUGAUAAUUAUUAAAUGCUGUUAACUGAAAGAAUCAAUAUUUUAUGUAAAUAAAUGGGCUUAAUUAUUACUAAUGAUAA